AUGGAUGUUUGUGAUUAUCCUUCUGGUUGUCAACCAAUUACUAUUUCGUCGAACAAUAGCGAAUUAUUAAAAAGACUGAAGAUUUUAAGCGAUUCCUUGAAAGAUACUGAUUCGAAUGAAGAUGUUGGUACACCCGGUCGAUAUCGUUCAUUACUAAAUCAUUUAACACAAGCGAAAUUUUUGAAUAAUUCUAAUAAAGAUGUGCAAAUUCUUUUGGCAUGCUGUAUAACAGAAAUAUUUCGCAUUUUUGCUCCAAUAUUUUAUGUUUCAGUACUAUUUUAUUUUCAGAAUCUUUCUGUUGCUGAAUUGUUGCUUUUAACACUGGAUUCAAAUGAUGAUGCCCAAUUUAUUUUGCGUGAAUUGAUUAAAGCAGAUGAACGACUUCGUGGACUAUUUAUUUCCUUGUGCUCAAAAUUUCUUCAAAAUUUGGAUCGAAUCGAUAAUAUUGUUCUUGACAUACUUUUCUAUUUUCUUAUACAACCACAAAAGAAAUUUUGUUUAGAUUUAAUUGUAAACAGGGCUCAUGAUCCGAACGAAGAAGUGCGCAUGGAAGUAAUAUCUAUGGUUCGAGGUUUGGCGAAAAGUAAAUUUGAUCUUAUUAGCGAACGGCUUUUAAUGUGCGUUGUUCAAAGAAUCAGAGAUACGAAGGUAAAAGUUCGGCAUGCCGCAAUUAUUGUUUUAUCGCAGUUGUAUCGUUUAGUUAAUGCUAAUGAUGAAUUUUCUGAAUCUGAAAGAGCCUCUGUUUUCAUAGUUUUUUCAAUUGAUUGUAGGAUGUUGAUUGAAAAGGUUUUCGUACUUAACUUGGUUCCCUAUAAAAUGGAAGUUACAAAACGCGUGCGGAUUAUGAUAAAUAUAUUUCGAAAUUUGGAUCUUCGUGGCAUGAGAACAAAGUGCUCAGAAAUUUUGCAAACUUUGCUUGAACGUUGCGCACCAUUGCAAUUCGAUGGUGAAACAGUUGAAGUUCUCGUUGAUCUCGCAUAUCAAGUUAUUCAAAAGGCUGCAAAUCAUUUUGAUGAUACAGUCGCCUUGCGCAGGGAACAUUCAGUUAUUAAAUUAAUCGCCGUAUGUUUUUUUUUCAAUAAAUCUGCUAUAUCCUUGAAUCUUCUUUUUCUAAUAGCUCUCACCAUUACUGAUUAA
Messenger RNA from Dracunculus medinensis (Guinea worm), 1137 nucleotides. Lineage: Eukaryota; Metazoa; Nematoda; Chromadorea; Rhabditida; Dracunculidae. The record is from the annotation of a GenBank genome assembly.